GUCAUAGGAAAGAGAUUAAAGGAUCCCCCUCAGUGAACUCCGCAUUCACUUCUCAAGAUCCUCAUUUGAUGUCAACCUGAACUUGUUGGCAGCUAAUAUCAUCGGAAUGGUUAAGGUUUUUAUGCAGAUGUUCCACAAAUGAGAAGACGCAAAAGAUGGAGUUGCACAUUUUAGAACAUAGCUUGAAAGUAGCCAGUAUAGCUAAGGAAGGCAUCCAGAUUUGCACCCACGGAUUAAUCAAACUCGCCUUCCUGCCCUCUAAAACAAGGUGUAAAUUUUUUAGUCUUACAGAAACCCCAGAGGAUUACACCAUAAUCGUUGAUGAAGAUGGCUUUAAAGAGCUGCCACAGUCGGAGUACCUUAGUGUUGCAGAGGCUACGUGGUUGGCUCUCAAUGUGGUGUCUGGAGGUGGCAGUGCCACCAGUUCUCAGCCAAUUGGAGUGACUAAAAUUGCCAAGUCUGUGAUAGCACCUUUGGCCGACCACAACAUCUCUGUGUUCAUGUUGUCUACCUACCAAACGGACUUCAUCCUGGUUCGAGAACGAGAUUUACCCAUGGUCAUGCACACGUUGUCCUCUGAGUUCACUCUUCUGCGGGUUGUGAAUGGAGAAACGGUAGCCGCCAACAGCACUGGGGUCACAAACGGUUUCGUCAAGCCAAAACUUGUCCCACGGCCCAUCAUUCACCCCCUGUCCAGCCCUAGUAACAUGUUUUGUGUGACGAGCCUGGACCCUGACACGCUGCCCUCCGUGGCUACCCUGCUCAUGGACGUCAUGUUUUACUCCGGCGGGGUGAAAGACUCAGGAGCAUCUGGGGACGAUUCUGGACACAUCCGAUUCUUCUCCUUUUCCCUUAUAGAAGGCUACAUCUCUCUCGUAAUGGAUGAACAGACUACUCGAAGGUUUCCCAACAAUGUCCUUUUUACCAGUGCUUCAGGAGAGCUUUGGAAAAUGGUCCGCAUCGGAGGUCAACCUUUAGGAUUUGAUGAAUGUGGUAUAGUUGCACAGAUAUCUGAACCUUUGGCAACAGCCGACAUUCCAGCCUACUACAUUAGUACUUUCAAGUUUGACCAUGCCCUUGUCCCAGAAGAGAACAUCCAGAGUGUGAUCGGAGCCUUGAGGACCAAUGAAAGUGCAGGACACUGAAGGUCAUGCGAACGGAUGACAGUACCAUGUCCUUGCUAGCAUUGAUUUGUCAUUAUCUCAAACUCUUAAAAGUGCCAAGAGCUUACCAUUGGUCUGCUGUGGGUGGGUCGCGGGGUGGGGGGUUUAGAGCAACCUUGGGAGGGCGUCUUUUUUUGUUGUUGCUGUUGUUGUUGUUGUUGUUGUUGUUGUCGUGGUCGGGCAAUGGUGGGUAUAGCGGGUUUGGCUGUAGUUCCGCAAUCAGCAGUAACGGCUCCCACACACAGUUGCGUGCGUUGCAGUGCUGGAGACGCAUCCCGUUCACUUUACAUGGGCUGACGUUAUCCGUUGCCCAACUGAAUUGUGGGUCCGUUGUGUCUCGUUGCUCCCGUCGUUCGCGUUGAGAAGUUCAGCUGUUGCUGCACCGACGGACGGCACCAGCCAAUCAAAUUACGAACAAGAGAACAACAGACGCACCAGCCAAUCAAAUUAGUUAUACCUUAAGUCAUUUGCAUAGCUACCAUCGGGAACACCCACUGGCGUGCGUUGACGGAACGCAACUGUGUGCGGGAGCCGUUAGCCCUCCCCUGUUCCGCUUACAGUUACUGUGCCAAUAUCCACUCCGCUGCUUCCCUCCCGCAGCCAUCCCACUGCCUGCCUAAACACUAUCCACUUCAGUACGGACCCCCAAGCUAGCGUGACUGCAGUGUGUGUUCCCGCGCGCUCUCAUGUUCGAUACUCUCCUGCCCCACCCAUCAUCACAUGCCACUUUACCUUGCUAAUCAGUCCUGCUGAGAGGCAGACUUGUAUAUUUUUUAUAUAUACAUAUAUAUAUAUAUAUCUUUUUUUUUUUUUUUUCUCCUUUGACACACACCUACUCCCAAGACACUGCAAAGAACCCCCCCCUUCCAGGGUGUCCGUGGGCCCCUGACUGCCUUUGCCUUUAGUCUUCCUUUAGUCUGGAUCAUUUCCAUCACUGUGUUCUUCACCACUGCUCCUCCCUUCCCCUCUGUAACCACAAUGUAUUAGUAAUUGGUCCUCCACAUGGAUGGAUGGGCACAGAAUGUACUGAGAUUUCUUUUUUUCCCUUCUUUGUCUUUUAAUUUGAUUCUCUCAGUGCCAAGACACUUUAGACCUAAACAGACACCUUGUCUAAAGCCCAACAUUUCUUGAGUGCAAUUGAAGGCAAUGCUUUUGGGUUGCUCACAGUGACAUGAGAGCUUGCGUAGCUCAGAAACCUGGUAUGUGUGUUGUCACCAUGAGUAAAAUAAGCUUCUGUUGUUAUGUUCACACGGCGUGAUCAUUUGUGUGGGAAGGUGAGGCUCUGUCUUGGGCCAGGGGAGGUGAGGCCGCAGGCCUGAGCUUCACACUUCCUUGCCAAUUAGCAAUGCUGAGAUUUAACUUUUUGUAUUCAGGUACAAUCAAUUUCUGUCUGCAUUGCUUUUUAUUUUUUUUGAGUGGGAGAAUUAUUUUAACAUGGCUUACUUUUAGUGCUUUUUGACUGGUGUUAGAAUGAUGAAGCUUUUUUAUUUAACUAAUUUUCUGUUCUAUUCAUUACUUACAUAAAGAGUGCAAUUUACUGUACAAACUGGUUUACUCACCUUCUUAGUUUUUAGGAAAAAUGUGCCACACUAUGUUUCGCCUCUUGCCAGUCCUUACCACAACUGUUGAACUUUGAAAGCUAGUGACACUAGCAAAGAGGAGUGGAGGUGUUGACUGAUUGUUUGUUGAAUGUUAGUCUCAGUCAUGUGUCAUGGACACUGGCGUUAGUUUAGGCCUUCAAGCCCCACUGGUCUGCACUUUAUUGAAAGGUCUGUCUGAGAGACCUUACUGUUCUGAUGUAAAAAAAAAAAAAUGGGGGAAAUUGCCCUUGAAGGAAUCUCAAGAAGGUGUUACGUCUGUUGGUCUUAAGCAUAGCGGGGUUUUGUUUUACACAGGCUUUCCUCUUCUGUUAGCUUGGAUUAGCAGAAACCAUGUAUUUGUUAGUAUUUAUCAAUGUUAACUUUGAAAAGGGUGACAUUUCUGACAAUUAAAAUUCUGGAAAAAAAAAUCA
Molecule: messenger RNA, 3174 nt
Organism: Alosa alosa (allis shad)
Lineage: Eukaryota; Metazoa; Chordata; Actinopteri; Clupeiformes; Clupeidae
Gene: castor2
Product: cytosolic arginine sensor for mTORC1 subunit 2
Exons: 10
Coding region: 156-1145 (329 amino acids)
Biological process (GO): cellular response to L-arginine; negative regulation of TORC1 signaling
Cellular component (GO): cytosol
Source: RefSeq, a predicted model, not a curated record